Thrips palmi is the source of this 2734-nucleotide messenger RNA. RefSeq lists its product as uncharacterized. The record is from RefSeq and is a predicted model, not a curated record. NCBI's taxonomy places the organism in Eukaryota, Metazoa, Arthropoda, Insecta, Thysanoptera, Thripidae.
CUGUGAUUCAUUUUACAGAAAUGUGCCAGGGCACGGAAAUCCUACCCACGGUCUGUUCGGGAUCUCCCCUGACGACCCGGUUGGUACCAAACAAACAGUGAAAAUUGCCGCUGGAAGCUAUUCCAAAGGGGCACUGGCCUUUCUCCUGUUGGAUCAUGAUGUUGCAAUGCCCUCUGCACGUGUUUCAACUGAAAAAACCAUGUUGAAGCUGAGAGAAUUGACGACAACCACAAGCACUACGACGCGCCGGCCAAGCCCCACCACAACGCAGAAGCCGCCCACGACUUCCUCCACCACCAAACCAACACAGCGGCCAACCACUACCACAACGCAGAAGCCGCCUACGACUUCCUCCACCACCAAACCAACACAGCGGCCAACCACUACAACAACGCAGCAGCCGAACACAACACCUAUCAUUGGCCCUUCUACCAACCUGAAAGAAAACCCCAUCAAGGAUAACGAUGGCCUUGACUUCUGUCUUGAAAACCCGCGCAAAGCUAUUGAAUCUUAUGAACUUGACUUGUCUAACCUGACAAAAGCUGAUAUUGAACAGAUACGGCUGAUGAUUCCUGAUGAGCCAACGAUUAGAAAAAGAUUUCAUAAAGGGAAUAUAAAACUCGUAUCAUACUUAAAUGAACUCACCAAAAAUAUGACGGCAGAAGGCAACAAUAUUUUCUCUGCAAGUAAGGCUUUUCCUGCUGCAUCAAAGUGUCUUGGACUUUUAGCGACUUACGGCGCAAACGCUACUGAACCAAGUUGCCUUAAGUUAACACCAUUUGCCAAAGAUUUUGAGGGACUGAAGUGCAUCCUUAUAAGAAACAGCGUAUUUAAAAAAAUUGUGGAAGCAGUUUUUCCCUCUGGAAACAGAUUUUUUAAUACAUCGGAAUUAUAUUCCUCUUUACUUCAGCCAUUAAUACGGUACUUGCAAGUCCUAGGUGACAUGCUGCACGCAACGAAUCAGGUCAUGAAAUUGACAACCAGCACGACGAUGCUAAAGACUGUCCAGAACGUUCUGCAAACGCACACUGCUGAGGAGCUGUUAGACAAAGGCGAUGCCUUUUGGCAAAACACGGUGUGGAACCCAACCAAAAAUGACCUUAUCAAAAACUCCAUAGAGACGAUCAACGACCAGCUGCCUGCCUUUGCAGAAGAAUUGAAGAACGAUGCAAUGUACGAGUUUCAUCGUUUGAACGACGUGAAAAUUGCUGCGGUGCUGUCAAAAAUAGAAUCAAAAGGAUCAUUCUUAAACCAAACGGUAAGGUCAAUCCGAGAUCUGAGUCCACUGCCGUUCUUCAACAGCUCAAAGGAUAACUACUACGACAUCAGCGGUUCUUUAAAACUUCUGCAUGACCUAGCAAAUAUCUUCCAAAUGCAACCCUCCGAAGUAACGUCAAAUAUUAAUUUUCGCCCUCUUGCUCGGACAUCUAGCUACAUUGCUUCUCUUCAGAAAGAGUGCACUUUGUUGUCUGACUUAUUACACAAGCUGACCAAUGCCUAUGAUAAAAAAGUGAACUGGACCGAAGUGCAAGUGGAGGCUGCCAAACUGGACCGAAUUGGGCAAAUGAUCAUACAACAGCACAAAGAUGCUCGGAAUAAUUUUCAUAUCGAAAAAAUUGCUGACACCAAGUUGCAUGUUUCAGGAUACGUAGUGCGCCUAAGUGAAGCGUUGGACAGCCUUACCAGUGACACAAGAGAAAUCAAUAUUGUUGCGUUUCACACCUUUAUAUUGGACAAGGACUUUUCAAUGGGUUCUGUGCCAAUGAAGAUUACUGUAGUUGCAGCGCAAGUCAAAGUAGUUAAUGAACGUACUAUCAACUUGAAUGGUAUGCAAGGCAACGGAAUGGACAUGACCGCUGAUGAGGGUGAACUCGGGCAACCUGGAGAGCCCGGUGGGCCUGCGGGCUCAAUUUUUGUCUUGACCAACAGAAUCGUUGACUGGGAGCAUCUAAAGAUUAUGGCAAAUGGUGGGAGAGGUGGGCCUGGUCAAAAGGGCGGCAGUGGCAAGAGAGGCGAAGAUGCUGAAAGUCUCCGUGUAAGAACUGCUACCUACACAGAAUCCAACCAACACUGCGAUGCAAAUGAAAUCAGUCCCGAUCAACGAAAAAGGUACUGCUAUCUCACGGCUUGUGGAAUUGGGGUACAAGGACAAAUUGGUUCUGACGGCGGGGCUGGCGGCUAUGGUGGUCCAGGUGGACAAGUUGAACUUAUAAGCAGAGAUUUUGUCCACAUUACUGUUGAAAAUGCUUCUGGCGAAAGGGGUGAGCCUGGUGAUGGGGGUGAUGGUGGGCCAGGGGGAUGGCACGGCGUUCAGUUUAAGAUAGAAAUAGAUAAUGAAACAGAAAAACGCAGAAUUGUUAAUUCCAUUACAAAACCUGGAGCAGCCAAAAAUGGGAAACGAGGAGAGAAAGGAAGAAACGAUCACCGCAUUCAGCCUCAGCUAAAGGCAAACAAGUUCCCACCUGGAUGGAUCUUCAAUGUGCGCAGAAUGUACCUUAAGCGCCUCAUACGAAGCUACAGCGUGGCUGUCCUAGAAGAUGAUACCGUUGAAAGGUUUCUCGAAUACCUCUUCAGUGACAAGAUCAUAAAUUACGAGCAUAUUACUAAAAGUCAGGUUGAUGCCUUAGCGGAGUACGGCAAGGUCCUUAAGGGGACAAAAAUGGAGAAAACCUAUCCCAGAUGUGUGUUGCGGUUCUUUCUCUACAUGGCGAAGGAACUUUUACUGCUGCACAAG